UGAAAACAAUGCAACAGAAAACAAGAUGGCGACUUCGAAUGAGGAUGUUAAUGAUAGGGCUUCUGCUGCUGGGGCCUCUAACAGCGAACAGUCAAGUGCAAACGCAAAUUUUGAAUGUAAUAUUUGUCUCGACACCGCUAAAGAUGCGGUUAUCAGUUUCUGUGGGCAUUUAUUUUGCUGGCCAUGUCUUCACAAGUGGCUAGAAACCCGGCCUAACAAAUCAGUGUGCCCAGUUUGCAAGGCAGGUAUCAGCAAAGAUAAAGUCAUUCCACUGUAUGGUCGAGGAAGCACCAAUCAGGAGGACCCCAGAGAGAAAAUGCCACCAAGACCUCAAGGAAGAAGACCAGAACCAGAAAAUAAUGGGGGUUUCCCUGGUUUGGGAGGAUUUGGUGAUGGAUUUCAACUUUCAUUUGGUAUCGGGGCAUUCCCAUUUGCUUUCUUCUCAACGACAUUUGGUGGUCAAGGACAGACUGCAGCACCACCAGGAUCACCUCAAGCAGAAGAUGAGCAGUUUCUAUCCAAGCUGUUUCUUUGGGUUGCAUUCUUGUUUAUGUUUUGGCUUUUAAUUGCAUGAUCAUUAUGUACUCUUGUAUUUAGUGAUAAGAGAGCUAGUUCAGGUCCCCUAAGCUGAAUGUCAGUGUCAAUAGAAAAAAGAGAAGAGCUAAUGUAGCAAACACAUAACCUGAACUACUAUAUGUAGCAUAAUCUACAAAUCAAUCCAGCACAGAUAGAUGGGUAAAUGGUUAUUGGCAGUUUUGUUUAAUGCAUUUUUGAAGCAAAAAAAUAACUAAUCAAAACUUAAGUUUCUGGGCUGCACUAGAUUAAAUAUUAUUUUGAAUAACCAUAGCAGUGUUAUAUUUGAGGUCCUUAUAUAUGUCUGCUUUGAAAGGUUGUGGAUAAACUAGAAAGAUAGGAAUGUCGUUACUCUGGUGUAAUGUAUAACUGUGUGAUAGAUUUUUCAAGUGAAUUGUAUAGCGUGAGAUUAGUGUUGCACAAGCAACAAGUAAUAUAGUGACAAAGGUUGAAAAGUAGGGACUAAAUGGUUACAAAUGAACAUAGAAAGAUAACAGAAUUACUGUGAUAGCUCUUUCAAGUGUCAGUUGUACAUACCAUGUGAGAUUUGGUGUAGUCACAAAUUAACACAAAUGUAGGUGGAUUCCACAGAUUAAGUUAAAAAAUAGAUUCCAUGCUGCUGUACUUAUGUUCAGUAAUAGACUACAGAUGACAUAAAAUGUGGCAAUAACAAAAAAGUGGCACUUGAGUUGCAGCCGGGUGUGUUACGGAUACCAUUAUUACAUUUGAUGUCUCCUGUGAUCUAUUUCUUUACAGACUCAGGGCAGCUUGGAGUUAAUUCGUUUUAUAUGAUAACAAAGAAAAAAGUUGUUAAUGGUGAUGUCAUCUAUACAUCUGUCCCUCAGUAGAUCAUAAGUAAGAACCAAUUAAAACGUGUGUAUAGUUCAUUUUAUGAUAUAAAGUGAAAUAUCUCAUGAGGUGAAAGUCCAUAGCAAGACCUUAUAGACUGAUAUUAAUACUAAACUAAGAGAUACAGUUAGAACUCAAAAACAGUUUAUUUGAGGUCUUUAAAUCAUGCUGAUCUUUUAAAACAAACCGAUUCUGAUCAUUGUUGUAGGUUUGUGAUGAAUGAAAGUAAAUUGGGGAAAAACCCACUUUGUAUGA
Stylophora pistillata is the source of this 1677-nucleotide messenger RNA. RefSeq names its product E3 ubiquitin-protein ligase RNF185. Gene Ontology annotation, cellular component: endoplasmic reticulum. Gene Ontology annotation, molecular function: ubiquitin protein ligase activity; metal ion binding. The record is from RefSeq and is a predicted model, not a curated record. Gene Ontology annotation, biological process: ubiquitin-dependent protein catabolic process. NCBI's taxonomy places the organism in Eukaryota, Metazoa, Cnidaria, Anthozoa, Scleractinia, Pocilloporidae.